AUGAGGUCUUUCAUGCUUGGGGAAACUUCGGCGUUGCUGCAAUGCGAAGAGGGCUGUCGCAGUUGCUACGCUGCAGAAGGAUCGCAGGAGUCUGAGCGUGACACCGGAGAUCCGACGAGCCUUUGUGCAUGGGCAUCGAGUCUCAGAGAAUGGGCAUCCAGAAGAGCCGCCGAGUUUCAAACACAGAUCUCCCAGCUGUUUAGCUGGGCAUCCAAGGAGGUGCAGCCCUACCUCGAGCUGGUGUGGAAGUGUUGCAUCUUCUACCUGGACUUGGCUUUAGACGUGCAAGCGAUCGUCUUCUUCAUGAGCUCUCAUGAGUUUCAGUUUGGACUUGUGAAUCUGCUUGGCAUCUUGCUCUCCAAUGUGUACACCUUUAUUGACAUGAGGCUGGUUGUGGAGACAACAGGAGCAGAGGCGUCGGAAGCUCUCACAGCCGGGUACCUCGUGCCUUUCAAUUUGCACUACCUGUAUCUCACUGGAGUGACCUGGGCGUCCUGGCGUAGAGAGGAGCAGGCACCUUUGGUGAAGGGGAAGCAUCCACUUCUUCAUUGCAGCAGGUUGGCGGAAGCCUUGAUGGAGGCGUCCAUCUCUUCUCUGGUACAGUCGUAUGCUCUUGCCCACCAUGAGAUCUCGCAAAAGACGGCAUACUUCAACUUCACGCAAGAGCAGAUCGUCUACUUCUCUUUGGCAUUCUCCUUUGGCAACAUGGGUUUUGCUUUGAUGGGCUUCGAUUCUGCAGAGGGACUUCAUCACCUGCCAGGCACAAGCAGAAGCUAUGCCGUGAAACUCCUCGUGCUCGUGAUGCGGGUGGCCGAGGUUAGCUCGAGGAUCACCAGCAUCGCUUUGUUCAGCGUUUGCACACGCGGCCUGAUUCCCCUUGAGUUUGCGGACAGCUGGCCGCAGCCGCUCCAGUUUCUUUGCAAGAGCUUCCUUCUGACCGCGGGCCCUUGUUUGGUUCUGCUGGACUUCCUGGUUCUUAUCGUCUGGAUUUGGGCGAGCGGUGGUGACAUCGCGAAAGCCUUUCUCAGUGUUCUGUGCUGCAUGAACCCCUUGUUGGAGAAGGGCAAUCCCUUCACAGUGCAGGUGGACUUGUACUAUGCAAUGCGGCUUGUGGAGUUUCUUCUUGCAGCUGUCGGUGUGUACUGUUGGGUCGCUGACGCCGAACCGGUGAUUAAAGCUCUUGAAGGAAACCUUCUGCUACUGCGUGUUUGCUUGGCUUCCACGCUCCUUUCAGUCUUUCUGCUUCCCAUUGUGCGCUACUUGGCAGAGCCGGCCCUCUUGCAAGAGGAGAUCUUGACCGAGUGGAGUGUGAAGCCCUUUCUGGAGCCUCAGAAGCGCCUCCUGAAAGCCUUGAUCUGCAAAAACCCCGACGUCCUCCGACAGAAGGUCAAGGCAGUGAUCAGGAAGUCGGGCACUGAGGCGGGCACAGAGGAAGCCAGCUUGGGGUCAUUCUUCCAGACCUGCGUGAAUCUCAAGGGCAGCCUCUCAGAUCUAGAAGGCCGCCGCUUUUUGGUGGGGCAGUUGGAGCAGGUCUUGCAGGGUAAGAAGGUCACGCCGCAAAAGAUGCUUGCGGAGCCAGAACAUCUGCAGUGUGUGCUUGAAAUCCUGGCGACACGCACAUCCAAAGAAGAGGGGAAGCCCCACGAUGACGCCGCAGCGCAGAUCGGCGAAGAGGAGUUGCAGCAGCGUCGGCUUGAGAUCCUCCUGAAACUAGGCCAAGCCUACUGGAAAGGUCGGAGCCGCAAGAACCCAGAAGAUUUCAAGAAACUGCUUAAAGCAAUCGACACCACCGAGCUCCUCACCAAGUCGAAGGAUGACGCAGAGACCGAGCAGUUUGACAAGAACGUGAAGAAGUUGAUUGACAUGUGGAACAGCAAGUUCGAUCCCGAGGACUUCGAGCAGUAUUGCAAGGCAGAGAUCAGUGGAAGGCACUGGGAAGCCAUGACUCUUUGGUUCACAGCCAAGGCCAAGGAGAGAGAUUUCGGGAGCGAGAAGGGCUUUCUGAAGAAGGAGGCUGAUUUUCUGAAGCUGGCUGGCAUAGUCAGCAAGGCCGCUCAGGUUGAGAAGCCAUUGGAAGUGAAGUUUCCCGACCUCCAGCUUGCUAAGGACGCGCUUGUGACCCAAAUUCGCAGUACGCACUGUGGCAGCGAGGGUGGCUGGGAGGAUCUUCAGGGCGUCGUUACCGAGGUCAAGAAGUUGACUUGGAUUUCGGACAUGGAGCAAACCAUUAAAAAGGCCGAGCAAGACAUCGAGAGCAGCAAGGAGAACGAAGAGGUGAAGAAGAAAGUCUCAUUGAAACAGCGGGCAAACAUGCAGGAGCAGCACGUCAAGCUUCAAGCAGACAACGAAAAGCUGCAGAAAGAGAAGCAAAAGCUUCAAGAAGAGAACGAGAAGGUGAAGAAGCAGAACUCCCUAUUGAAGAAGGGCAACAUGCAGGAAAAUCACAUCAAACUGGCGGAGGACCACAAGAGUUCCCAGCCGAAGGCUACGAAGGACAUCAGACCUGUGCCUAUCAAGGGCAUAACUGAAGGCCGUUAG
Molecule: messenger RNA, 2538 nt
Organism: Symbiodinium sp. CCMP2592
Lineage: Eukaryota; Dinophyceae; Suessiales; Symbiodiniaceae
Source: the annotation of a GenBank genome assembly